UGUGCCGUGAUGACCGAGCGGAGCGUUUCUUCUUCUGUUUCUGGUGUCGUCGUCAGGAUACAGCGGCUCAGGGGCGCAUCCUCGGCCACACAGGGCUGACACCAAAUCUGAGGCUAAAUCUCAGAUCGUAGCUGGAGUCGAUUUUAUUCGACUGAUUGGUCGAUCGACCCGUUCGUCGUUUCUGCUGCAGAAAAAUGGAUCUGCUGCCGGACCUAUGGAGGCAGGACUACUGGCUUCCUCCAGGUGUGACCUGGACAGACAUGGAGCAGCUGGCGGACUCUGACCGACCACGACCCCAGGACCUGCUCAUAGCUCUGCCGCUCGCUCUGGGCUUUGUCGCCCUGCGCUUCUUGUUUGAGAGGUUUUUUGCCCCACCCAUGGGCAGAUGUCUGGGGGUGAAGAAUAGAUCGCAGGUGACUGCUGCCCCCUCCCCGAAGCUGGAGUCGUUUUACACCCAGAGGAGCCGGCAGCCAACGCAGAGUGAGAUUGUUGGCUUGACGCUGCUGUGCGGUAAAACCCAGAGGCAGAUCGAGACCUGGUUCAGACUGCGCAGGAACCAAGACAGGCCCUCUCAGACCAAGAAGUUUGGUGAAGCCGCUUGGAGGUUCUUUUUCUACCUCACAGCCUUUAUGGCUGGAUUGUCCUGCUUGAUUGAUAGACCCUGGUUCUGGGACCACAGGGAAUGCUGGAGGCAGUAUCCCGUUCAGCCCAUGGAGAGAGCUCACUAUUGGUACUACAUGCUGGAGUUGGGAUUUUACGGCUCUCUGCUCCUGCGGAUUUCUGUGGACGUGAAGAGGAAGGAUUUUAAAGAACAAGUGAUCCACCAUUUGGCCACCAUCUUCCUGCUCAGUUUCUCCUACUGUGCUAACUACAUUCGCAUCGGCACCUUGGUCAUGCUGCUCCAUGACUCCUCCGACAUCCUUCUAGAGUCCGCCAAGAUGUUCAACUACGGCACCGGCUGGAGAAAAACAUGUGACACACUCUUUGUUGUGUUUGCCGUGGUCUUCCUUGUGACUCGGUUGGUGAUUUUCCCCAGCAAAAUCAUUCACACCACCCUGGUACUGUCCAUGGAGGUGUUUCAACCUUUUGCCGGCUACUACUUUUUUAAUGUCCUGCUCAUGGUGCUGCAGGGCCUUCACAUCUUCUGGGCAGGCUUAAUAUUACGUAUGGUCUAUAAGUUUCUUAAAGGCAAGCUGGAAAAAGAUGAACGCAGUGAUGAAGAGAGUGAAGUUGAAGAUCAAGAGGAGGAUAAAGAAGGAGAAGAAAAUAUGGAUCAAGGAGGAGAUUGUUACUGGGAGAAAAGUAAAGACAGUCUGAACUCCAAACUAUCUAUGCUGACCAACAGCUGUGUCCUCAAUAACCUGACCAACCACAGGUCCUCUGUAGCAGACAGAAUGCGUAAAGCUCAGUAAAGGUUUUUUUUGGUAAUGUUCAUAAUGUUCCAGUUUAGCUGUCUCAAAGAGGCAUCGUCUUAACCUUGAAUAUGUAUGGUUCAAUCUGAUGUUGUAGGCUCCUCCCACCGGUUCCUGUAUGCUCAUCCCGUUGUGUUUCACUUUUAGCUGAGAGUGGAAUUAAAGAAGUAAAGGUGUGGUUAUUCUAAUUGAAGAAAACGUUUAGCAGAGGAUGGUUUCGAUCCAUCGACCUCUGGGUUAUGGGCCCAGCACGCUUCCGCUGCGCCACUCUGCUACACAGGGCAAUAUGUGUACUACCGACGUCUUUAAAAGUCGACAUAUCAGCAGUUUUUAUCUGCACUUUUAAUGUGAAACUAUAGAAUGAUUGGGAAAACGUUCAGUUCUUGUCGAUUUUCACUGUAGUUUUCACAGUUGUUUUAUAUGUGGCAAGUCCACAAACCAUAUGUUUGCUAUAUACAAACUAAAGUUGCGUGUAUACUACUGUUCAACGUAGACAGAAGAUCGUUCUUUUAAUACUGUAAAACAGAGAAAUUGUUACAUACGUGCAGCUGACAGUAAAAUGUUGGAAAUAAAUUUCAUUUAAUCUUUCGUAAAAACUAA
Mugil cephalus (flathead mullet) is the source of this 2012-nucleotide messenger RNA. RefSeq names its product ceramide synthase 2-like. Gene Ontology annotation, biological process: ceramide biosynthetic process. Gene Ontology annotation, cellular component: membrane. Gene Ontology annotation, molecular function: sphingosine N-acyltransferase activity; DNA binding. The coding region runs from base 195 to 1412 and encodes 405 amino acids. The transcript has 11 exons. NCBI's taxonomy places the organism in Eukaryota, Metazoa, Chordata, Actinopteri, Mugiliformes, Mugilidae. The record is from RefSeq and is a predicted model, not a curated record.